AUGACCCUUACAACCAAUUUCAAGGUCCAACCAAUCGUGGUCGACGGGACAUCAUUCGCUCUCAACGGCAAGAAUGUCUCGUACCGUUUCCAUGUCGACUCUGCGACUGGGGACCUUCUUCUGGACCAUUUCGGUGCCCGCGUGACAGAAAACCCAAUCGCCCAGAUCCAAUCCAAUGGUGGAGGCUGGUCCACGCAGGCCCAUCUUCGUCGCGAGUUUCCAGACCUUGGCCGAGGAGACUUUCGCACUCCUGCUGUGCACAUCAAACAUGCAAAAGGUUUCACGGUCUGUGAUUUCAAGUACAAAUCUUACACAAUCAUUAAGGGCAAGCCUGCUUUGGAGAAACUGCCCUGCACCUUUGGCUCUGGUGACGAUGUUUCGACACUUGUGAUUCAUCUGCGUGAUGAACAGAGUUCUGUCGCCGCGGAUCUGUCAUACUCCAUCUUUCCCAACUCUGAUGCUAUCGUCAGAAAUGUGAAAAUCAUCAACAACAGUGAUGAUGUCAUCGUCGUGGAGAAACUAGCUAGCUUCAGCGUUGAUUUCCCUCACGAUGAGUAUGACAUGCUGCAGCUCCAGGGUGAAUGGACACGGGAGUGCAGCAGGACUCGUCGAAAGGUGGAGUUUGGAACACAAGGAUUUGGAAGCACAACUGGUUACUCGUCUCAUUACCACAACCCAUUCUUGUCUUUGGUCAACCCAACUACGACCGAGUCUCACGGUGAUGCUUGGGGUUUUUCUCUUGUCUACACUGGGUCUUUCAACGUCGAAGUUGAAAAGAGUCAUCAAGGGUUAACCCGAGCAGUUGUUGGGAUAAACCCAUGCCAACUCUCCUGGCCGUUGCGUCCCGGCGAGUCUCUCCAAUCGCCCGAAUGUGUUUCCGUCUUUUCCAACCUUGGCAUUGGCGAAAUGUCUCGAAAAUUCCACCGUCUCUAUCGUCGAAACCUUAUCCGAAGCAAGUUCGUUUCUGAAACCCGUCCAGUCUUGCUCAACAGCUGGGAAGGUCUCUACUUCAACUUUGACGAAAAGACAAUUUACAAGCUUGCACAAGAGUCUGCCAAACUAGGCGCCAAGCUCUUCGUACUCGAUGAUGGCUGGUUCGGAGACAAGCAUCCUCGUAUCAACGACCACGCUGGCCUGGGUGACUGGGUUGCAAACCCCAAGAGAUUCCCACAGGGCUUGGGCCCUCUCGUCGAGAGUGUAACCAAGCUCAAGGCUGCAGGUUCGGAAGAGAACCUACAGUUUGGUCUGUGGGUCGAGCCUGAAAUGGUUAACCAGAAGUCUGAGCUCUAUGAACAGCACCCUGAGUGGGUUUUAAGCGCAGGUACCUACGCACGCAGCGAGACUCGUCAACAGCUUGUCCUAAACGUAGCACUUCCUGAAGUGCAGGAGUAUAUCAUCAACUCAGUGGCUAAAAUCCUGGAUUCAGCGCCCAUCACUUAUGUAAAGUGGGAUAACAACCGAGCAAUGCAUGAAAGUCCAACGCCUGGCAACCAGCACGCUUACAUGCUUGGUAUCUACCAUGUCUUCGACGUACUGACUACUCGCUUUCCCAACGUCCUCUGGGAAGGCUGUGCUUCUGGCGGUGGUCGAUUUGAUCCCGGCAUCCUCCAAUACUUCCCACAAGUCUGGACAUCAGACAACAUGGAUGCCUACGAUCGUGUUCACAUUCAGUUCGGCACAUCAUUGGUGUACCCACCAUCAUCUAUGGGAGCGCAUGUGUGCUCUUCCCCGAAUGAUAUAACAGGACGGUCUAUCCCGAUGCGCUUCCGAGCCCAUGUCGCUAUGAUGGGAGGCUCCUUCGGAUUCGAACUCGAUCCAGACCACACGCCCGAGGAAGACAAGGAGCAGAUCCCAGAACUGAUUGCGCUCGCCGAAAGGAUCAACCCAAUUAUUAUCAGUGGCGACAUGUGGCGUUUGGUUCUGCCCGAGAAGUCCAACUUCCCUGCAGCAAUCUUUGUGUCGGAAGAUGGAAGCGAAGCUGUGCUCUUUGCCUUUCAAAUGAUGUCAACUACUGUUUCCAACUUUCCUCUACUUCGCCUGGCAGGUCUUGACCCGAAUGCAAGAUACAAGCUUGAUGGAGGUGAAAUUUAUUCUGGUGCAACCUUGAUGAAUGGUGGUAUUCAGUAUCGAUUUGGUACUGACUAUGAUAGCAAGGUGGUUAUUUUGGAGCGGGUGUAG
Molecule: messenger RNA, 2178 nt
Organism: Fusarium poae
Lineage: Eukaryota; Fungi; Ascomycota; Sordariomycetes; Hypocreales; Nectriaceae
Product: Alpha-glucosidase 2
Exons: 3
Coding region: 1-2178 (725 amino acids)
Biological process (GO): carbohydrate catabolic process
Molecular function (GO): alpha-galactosidase activity
Source: RefSeq, a predicted model, not a curated record